AUGCAGAGAGAGGAUACUUCACUAUGGGGGAUGUAUGGUUGCACGCUAUUUGAUUUUGGAAAUCUUUUUAUGUGUGUGGAACGAGCAGUUGCUGUAUUGGCUGUAUCUAAAUACGAGAAAUUCAUGUCGAAAUCAAUAACUAUCGGCAUAGUUAUAGUAACGGUUUCCAUUUCAAUUGGAGCAGGAGCAAUUCUGAAUGCUGUCACAUCAGUCAACGACAUGUUUUCAACAUUCCUAUUCAACCUUGUUUAUUCUUUACUUUGUCUGAGCAUAACUACCGCUAUUCGCCUUUAUAGAAGAAACUCUGGUCGGGUGACUCAGAUUGCUUCACUUCGGAAGAAGUUCCAAGACAAGGAAAAUGGUCGAACAUUACCUGUUUAUACGUUUGUUUCAUUAAAUGAACUAUUCUCAACCGCUGCCACUUUUCUUACUGUUGCUUUCUAUGAAAAAGUAAUAGGAAUCACUUCUGGAAAUCUCCCCUAUCUGCUGAUCAUCCUUAGAAUGUAUAUGGCGUAUCGUAUCUUAUUUAUCAACAUAGUAAUUCUAUAUAAUCGUUUUUCAUAUGGACAGCAACUUAAAAAGAGCCCAAUAAACGACUACUCUAAUCGUAACUAUUUUGGUGAUCUGAAUAAGUCUUGGAAUGCGGCCGUCGACAUCCAUUCUGUUUAA
This is a messenger RNA of Necator americanus (New World hookworm), 669 nucleotides long. RefSeq lists its product as uncharacterized. The coding region runs from base 1 to 669 and encodes 222 amino acids. Gene Ontology annotation, biological process: sensory perception of chemical stimulus. Lineage: Eukaryota; Metazoa; Nematoda; Chromadorea; Rhabditida; Ancylostomatidae. The record is from RefSeq and is a predicted model, not a curated record. The transcript is spliced from 6 exons. Gene Ontology annotation, cellular component: membrane.